Labeo rohita (rohu) is the source of this 2529-nucleotide messenger RNA. RefSeq names its product bolA family member 1 (gene bola1). The coding region runs from base 73 to 579 and encodes 168 amino acids. NCBI's taxonomy places the organism in Eukaryota, Metazoa, Chordata, Actinopteri, Cypriniformes, Cyprinidae. The transcript has 2 exons. Gene Ontology annotation, cellular component: mitochondrion. The record is from RefSeq and is a predicted model, not a curated record.
UCUGUGCAGCCGUUAGGCGGCAGUAAUGUUAUUUCAACCAUUCGCCUUCUAAACAGUGAAAGAAGGAUCUGCAUGAAACGCUUCCUGUGUGUUAUACGAAAACAACACGCUGGAGACGAAAGCUGGUGUGGUUUGCGCCUGAUGUUGUCCAGUGCUCUCCGCUGCCUGCGUCCCUCCACCUGCACCCUUGCCUUAACUAGACAGCUGACCUAUCGCCGGCCCCACAUGGGUCCUGUAGAGACCACAAUACAGACCAAACUGACCCAGGCCCUCAAACCUGAGCACCUGGAAGUCAUAAACGAGAGUCACAUGCACGCCGUACCUGCUGGUUCAGAGUCCCACUUCAGAGUUCUGGUGGUGAGUCCUCAGUUUGAGGGUCUUUCGCUCUUGCAGCGCCAUCGGCUUGUAAACGAGACUCUGAAGGAGGAGCUAAGCACCUGCGUUCAUGCCCUUGCCAUCCAGGCUAAGACGCCCCAGCAGUGGAGCAGCAACCCCAGCCUGGCCAAAAGCCCCCCUUGCAUGGGAGGAUCCAAGCAUGAUAACACAAUGGCAGAGAAACUGAAGGCGGGUCGAGACUGACUGUCAUUUCAAAAACAAGAAGUGUUGAUGGAUAUUUAAUAUUAUAAUAAUCAGAUAUGAAGUUAAUCAGUUGGUGCCUCAUGCAUAUUUCUCAUCUGGAGCUGAGCGGGACUAAUGCUUACAAUUAAUUUGCUUCAUACAAACAUUAUUAUUAGUAGUAGUAGUAUAAUGCAGUUUGUUCUUAAUAACUUGGACUGGUUAGGUGUUAUAAUAAACAUUAUUUAUGCUUAAUUUACAUCAGAGGGACAUUUCUUUUAUCAAUUGAAAUUAAAAUGAUUGUUAAAUUUCUUUAUUAAUUUUUUUUUAUUUCAAAAUUAAUGAAAACAUUUAGUAAGGAUAAGAAAUAAUAUAUAGUGCAGCCCUGCAUCUUUCAGAAAAAAAAAAAACAUUUCUGGUGAUUUGCCAAAAAAAAAAAAAAAUUAAUUUGUUGAUGAGUUCAAAAAUAUAAAUAAAAACUUUCCUUUACCUACUUUUUUUUUUUUUUUCACAAAACAAGAAUGAAAAUCGUUCAUUAUUCAUUAUAUAUCAACUUCAACUUCAGUGCAUUUAUCAAAAUAACAAUAUUAGUCAAAUGUCAAAAGUUUUCAUUUUCAUGACUAAAAGAAAUAUUCAAAACAUAUUGUUUAAUUUGCAAUCCACAAAGGAAUAAAUAAAUAAAUGAACUUUUUCCCUGAAUAUUUUCUGUCGCUUUUUGGAUGUACACCACCACUCAAAAGGUUUUUUUAUUUAUUUUUAAUUUUUUUUCUGCUCACCAAGCCUGCAUUUAUUUGAUCCAAAGCAAUAACAGUAAAAUUCUGAAAUAUUUUUACUAUUUAAAAUAACCGUUUCUAUUUGAAUAUAUUUUAAAAUGUCAUUUAUUCCUGUGAUUUCAAAGCUAAGUUUUUAGCAUCAUAAAUUCAGUCACAUGGUCCUUCAGAUAUCGUUCUAAUAUUCUGAUUUGCUGCUAAAAAAAACAAAACAUUUAUUAUUAUUAUUAUGUUGAAAACAGCUGAGUAGAUUUUUUUUCAGGUUUCUUUGAUGAAUAGAAAGUUCAGAAGAUCAGCAUUCAUUUGAAAUACAAAUCUUUUGUAACAUUAUAAAUGUCUUCAUCACUUUUGAUCAAUUUAAAGCAUCCUUGCUAAAUAAAUGUAUUAUUUUAAUUAAUACAAAUCAGCAUAUUAAAAUGAUUUCUGAAGGAUCAUGUGACACUGAAGACUGGAGUAAUGAUGCUGUAAAUUUAGCUUUGAUCACAGGAAUAAAUUACAUUUUAAAAUAUAUUCAAAUAGAAAGCAGUUAUUUUAAAUAUUUCACAAUUUUACUGCUUUUGCUGUACUUUGGAUCAAAUAAAUGCAGACUUGGUGAGCAAAAGAGAAUUCUUUAAAAAACAUUUUAAAAUAUCUUACUGUUCAAAAACUUUUGACUGGUUGUGUAGUAAAACACCCACAGGUGUAGCAGAAAACAUCUGGGUCAUGUUUGCAUUGUAAUUUUUUCCUUCUGGCUUCUAAAACUGCAUUGUAUUAUCUUGAAUCUGUAGUGUUUGUACAGUAACUGGCAGAAGUGGUACCACCAGAGGGCAACAGAACACCAGAGUGCAGUUAUAUGUGUAUAACAUGACAUCUGUGGAGUGCUGCCUCUUCCACUUGAAAAUCACAUCUGGUUAUGUAAUUGAAUAUAAGCAGAGAUUCAUUUGUGGCAAAACAAGCUUGAUCUCUGUCUGACAACGCCAGAAUUGGUUCUGGCGCUAUCUAUUUUUGUGGAUCCCCCCACGUUAAAUACAUCUAAAAGAAGUUAUUUAUUUAGCAAAGCAGUGUGAAAAUGAUUAAUUAAAGCAACAAAUAUAAUAUGUAAGCUCACAAUCCUUAUGUCAACUUUCAUAAUCUAAUACCUAAUACAAACAUCAGGUUAUAGAGGUGAUGGAAAUAUGUUAAGCUUUUGUUAUGCUUUUUUUUUUUUUUUUUUUUUUUUUUUUUU